Molecule: messenger RNA, 1830 nt
Organism: Calypte anna (Anna's hummingbird)
Lineage: Eukaryota; Metazoa; Chordata; Aves; Apodiformes; Trochilidae
Product: mitochondrial ubiquitin ligase activator of nfkb 1-A
Exons: 5
Coding region: 90-1106 (338 amino acids)
Biological process (GO): protein ubiquitination; organelle organization
Molecular function (GO): ubiquitin-protein transferase activity
Source: RefSeq, a predicted model, not a curated record
GCGGGCGGCCUCGGGGCUGGCUCCGAGCCGGGGUGUUGAGCCUGGGACUGGGGGUGCCGGGCUUAGGUGUUCUGCCCAAGCCUGGCACCAUGGACGCGCCACCCAUCACGCCUGGAGAGCUGCUGUGUCUGGGCUCCAGCCUCGCCUUCUCAGGCAUCUUCUACUACCUGUACAGGAAGAAAACCAAAGCCAUGGCACGCAUACAGGAGGCUCCAAAGCUCCAGGUUGAUGAUGAUUUACCAGCACUGGUGUCUGCAGCUGAUGGAAGGUGCUUGCCUUACGUUGCUCUGGAAGGCAUAGUGCUGCCAGCCAAGGCUGCACUGACCAGCCAUUACCAUGAGGGGCUGCAAGGCGUGAUUCAGAAACUGCUUCUGAAAGAGCAUCGGCUGAUCUGGAACAGCUUGGCCCGGAGCUGGAGUGAGAGUGAACGAGUGCUCUCAGAGCAGAUCUACACUGUCCCCUUCUUGCUGGCCUCUCCGGACACUGAUGCAGUGACGCAGGUGAGCGUGGAGAGCCCGCUCCGAGCUGUCUGCCUGCCACUGGAGACGGUGUACGAGCGGUUCCAGCAGCCAGCCCAUGGUUUCCGUGACCUGCUGGGCCAGUACUUGAGCGGGGAGAAGCCCAAGGGCAUCCUGGAGACAGAGGAGAUGCUGCGUGUAGGGGCCGGGCUGACUGGCAUUGGGGAGCUGGCUCUGCAUCCCGACGGCUCCCUGCACCUCCAGCCACCGGCCCAGGGGGGUGAAUAUUUCCUGUGCCUGGGGGACUGGCAGACGGUGCUGGCAGAGCUGGAGUCAGUCAGCGGGCUCUGGAAGGGAGCGGCCAUGCUGUGUGCCAUGGCUGGCUUGGCCGUGCUCCUGCACGCCCUGUGCCGUGCCUACCGCCGCGCCCGCCUCAGGCAGCAGCCCGAGGACAAGGAGCCCGAGAGUGAGGAGGCCGUGGAGCCCGAGAACUCCUGCGUGAUCUGCCUGACACGGCCCCGCGAGUGUGUCCUCCUGAGCUGCGGCCACAUCUGCUGCUGCUUUCGCUGCUUCCAGGCCUUGCCCUCCCGCCUCUGCCCCAUCUGUCGGGGGCCUAUUGACCGCGUGGUGCCCCUCUACCAGGCCUGAGAAUAUCUGGGGGGUUGGGAAUGGGGGGAAGGCAGUGACCAGAGAGGGGCAGAAUCAGCAAAGCCAAGCCUGGAGCCUGCAGAAAUCCUCUUACAUGAAGCUGAGUGAUUCCUGUUGGGAGGGAAGGGUCCUGGUGUGCCUCCGUGUCUGGUUUUGGGAGGGAGGAGGGGGGAGGGAGGCAGUUAGAGCAUCCUCAACCUCCCUUUGUCUCCUACCACUGUUCCCAUCCCAAACCUGAAGGUUUAGGGGAAGCAUACUUGGUGCCUGAGCCACAGAGCCCAGUUCUCAGCCCUGCACCAGGGUGUCCCUCUGGCAAGUAGCUGUUUGACCCAUUCCCUUAAACCACCCAGAGCCAUGCAAGACUUUCCCCUUGGUUAGCUUUUCCAGAGUGUGUCUUCUGGGGGAGAAUGAUAGGGACAAGGCUAGGGCUGGCAGGGCAGGAUGACAAAGAACCAACCUCCUUAGUGUCACCAUUGUCUCCCUGACAAUCCGUGUGCCUGCAGCCACUGCCCAGGCUGUGCAGGGGCACCCAAGGGCUGGUGACAAUGAAGUAUGUCACUGGGGGAGGAUGACAGUGUCCCUCUCUGCAGGAUCCCCACUCUCCUGGAGCAGGAGGCCAGCCCUGGGGUCCCCAGUCCCUGCUGCACCCAGCUUUCCUGCCCACCCAAACUGGGUGCAGGAGCAGCUUGCGGUGGUGUGUGGAGUGAUAAAGCCAAGGAGCAGA